Papaver somniferum (opium poppy) is the source of this 1086-nucleotide messenger RNA. RefSeq names its product PRA1 family protein G2-like. The transcript has a single exon. Gene Ontology annotation, biological process: vesicle-mediated transport. The record is from RefSeq and is a predicted model, not a curated record. Gene Ontology annotation, cellular component: Golgi apparatus; endoplasmic reticulum. Lineage: Eukaryota; Viridiplantae; Streptophyta; Magnoliopsida; Ranunculales; Papaveraceae. The coding region runs from base 151 to 723 and encodes 190 amino acids.
CAUACCUGUUUCAAGCGAAUGGACUACUUUAUACCUUAAUUAUUGCAAACACCUCCUCUCCCUCUGAGAUCCCGUCAAUUUCCUUCCCCUCAAAGGUUCAAACCCAAAUCCCUAAACCAAACAAAGCGAAAUAAGGAAAAGAAAAGGGAAAUGGCGGCCUCUGUUUACACAACCAUACCGAUCUCAAGCAGUGAAAUGAUCUCAAGAUCAUUCCACAACUUAUCCGUCUUCCUCUCUGUUCGGCGCCGUCCAUGGUCUGAAUUCAUCGCCACCGAUGUCUUCGACAAGCCUGAAUCGUUUGACACCGUUCUUGUCCGCAUCAAAAAGAAUUCAGAGUAUUUCAGGUUAAACUAUGGAUUGCUCGUAUUAGCUUGUGCACUCGCAUCCCUCAUUACAACACCUGUUUCUCUGGUACUUGUAGCUGGGAUAAUAGGUCUAUGGUUGCUUCUCUAUGUAUUUCGCGAAGAUCCAGUUUUUAUGUUUGGGGAUCAACCGAUUAACGAUCGUCUGGUUUUGAUGGGUCUGGUUAUAAUCUCUUUAUUGACCAUUGUCUUCACUGGGGUUUUCCAGACUUUGAUGUUUGGUUUGGGUAUAGGUAUUAUUAUUUCAGCCAUUCACGGUGCUUUUAGGAACCCCGAUGGAUUGUUCUUAAAUGAAGAUGAGGCUGCUUCUACUGGUUUUAUUGGAAGAGGUGGUCCUAAAUACCCAUCUCCAUCAUCAUAAUUAGGGAUGAAGCUGUGUCAGGAGAAUAUCCGUAAUGGUAACGUAUGCAGUAAACUCAAUUCCUCUGGGCGUUGUAGAGGUCGCAACAUGGGGAAAAGCGUGCAUUUUGUUUGUAUGUUUGUGUUUUAUGGGUUUAGAAUUGUGAAGGGAGGGUGUGGUGUUUUGCUUUCAUAACAAGGGGGUUUAUUAUGUUCUUAUUAAUGUAGUUGUUUCUAAUUCUUCUACGGGUUUCAAAUUUCUAUUCUAUUUUGGGAUGGAACUUGCAUUACUGACAAGUAAGUUUGUAUAGCAUUGUUAUUGAAAAGGAAGUUUGCUGGAAAAUAUUAAUUGCUAGAAUUUUUAUUCAUAGAGUUAAAUCAUUUA